Caenorhabditis briggsae is the source of this 522-nucleotide messenger RNA. Bases 1 to 522 code for a protein of 173 amino acids. The transcript has 5 exons. Lineage: Eukaryota; Metazoa; Nematoda; Chromadorea; Rhabditida; Rhabditidae. The record is from RefSeq and is a predicted model, not a curated record.
AUGUUCUUGGACGAUCUGAAAACAGCAAGAAAAGUGAGCUUGGCUAUACUGCUCGUCACAAUUCAACUUAUUGUGAUUUCUGCAUUUGGAGCGAGAUGGACAUCGGGAUCGUUCGAGGUGAUAGUAACUGGACAUGGUUUUGUUGUUGGAACAUCCCCUCCAUACUCUACUCUUAUUCCAUAUCCAUCGAACGCUGAUUGGUGGUAUGGGUUAACAGCAGUUGUCAUGUAUCUAGUUCUUAUUAUCUGCUUCUUGUAUGUUUUAUGGACCAUUGCACAAAUCGCUCUACCUGACAGAAUUCCAUUAGACUUGAAAAUGAUCGUGUUUGUUGAUGUGGUAUUCUCAGCUAUUCUAACCGUGAUGCUGCUAGUUGCCUAUUGUUUCUUUGCCGGUGGAUUCGGAGGAAAGACGUACCUUCCCACUUUGGGUUUCGGUUACUGCUUCUGGUUGGCCAUUACCUCUUCUCUUGCCUCUUUUGCAGUUGUGAUUAUUUCUGGAUUGAGUUGGUACCGAAACAAUUAG